Molecule: messenger RNA, 3064 nt
Organism: Daktulosphaira vitifoliae (grape phylloxera)
Lineage: Eukaryota; Metazoa; Arthropoda; Insecta; Hemiptera; Phylloxeridae
Product: ATP-dependent RNA helicase vasa-like
Exons: 10
Coding region: 796-2799 (667 amino acids)
Biological process (GO): gamete generation; cell differentiation
Cellular component (GO): nucleus; P granule
Molecular function (GO): RNA binding; RNA helicase activity; ATP binding
Source: RefSeq, a predicted model, not a curated record
AGAAAAAAGGUGUUACUGAUGUAUUAACUUCGACAUAUUUACAAAAUAAUUGUGAUACGCUAUCUAUAUAUUAUUCAUCCAUAUUAUAACUCAAUGCAAGUUCUAGAAAUAAAAUAAGUUAUUUAAGUUCAUAAUUACGAUUUUAAAUAAAUUAUUACUUAUGACAAGGAGUAUUAAAAGUUCAAUUUUGAUUAUCUUAAAUUAAUUUUUUGGUUCUUAAAAAUUAAACAUGGAUUAGACUUCAAUUUUCAUAGUAUCUUUGUCAUUUAAAGAAAAUACUGAUUAAAACUUCUUGAACACCUCGUAAUUCUAUAAUAUUGUGAAAAUGGCCUAUUUUUGUUUGCUCGUUUACUGUAAUGUAUAAAACAGGACUUAAUAAAAUUUAAAAAACUGGAAUUAAAAAUCAUUAUUAAUACUAUACUAGUACAAGGCUAUAGUAAAGUAACCUAAUUCAAACUCAGGUGUCACUUAACAUGAAUACAUGAUAAUCUUAGCUGCAAUUGUUAAACCUAGAAAAGUUUUAAAAGGCAACGAUCUUCCUCAAUUAAUAACCAUUCUAUUAGUUUGAUAAAUCAUUGUAUAUUUUUAGUUUGUGGUAUUCUAAGUAUCUUUUACGCUUAUAUUAUUUUUAAUUAAUUCUUUGUCAUGAGGAAAAUAAGAUCGUCAAAAUAAAAGCUUCCCUGAAAAUUAAUCUAAUUUACACUACUGCCUUUUGCAUUUGUAUUUAUUUAAUACAGGACCAUGUUUCACCUAAGACAUUAAUUAUUUUGCGAUAAAAUAUUUUUAGCAAUCAAUAUGUCAGAAAAUGAAAUAAAUGUAUCAAACACUACUGAUCAACCAUCUAUAAAAACAAAAAAUGAAACUAUUGAAAAUGGUGAUAAGAAUUUGAAAUUCACCUCAGCCAAUUAUAAAACCAAUAAUGGUAAUGUAUUUUUAAACAAAAAUGAAACAGAAAACGUUAUUGAGGAUUCAAAUUUAGAAAAUAAAACUGGAAAUAACAAUAACAAUCUACCAAAAGAAAAUAUAAAAAUUUUGUCACAAAACAAAUCCAAGAUUCAAGCUUUAAACUUCUCAGAUGUAUGUAAAAACCAGGGAACUAAUAACAAUAUAAAUAAUCAAAAUAACUCAAAGUAUAAGACUAUCACAAAUGAGUUUAAAAAUAAUUACCAAAACAAAGGUUGUGGACAUGGUCGUGGUCGUGGUUUCCUAAAAAAUCUUAAUAAUAAAGCUGAUUUAUUAGAAAAUAAAAUUAAAAAUAAAAACACUAGUAAUACUGAAAAAAAUCAAGAUCAUAUGAGUUAUAAAGGAAGAGGAAAAUUGGGAAAUACAUAUUUACCUAAUGAUAAUUAUAUGCUAGCUAAAAGUAAUAAAAUUCAUAAAAAAAAUUUAGUUAAUAAAGCAGAAUAUAUCCCUCCUGAUAUCGAAAAUGAUGUUUCAAAUGGAGGAAUUGAAGCUGGAUUAAAUUUUGAUAAGUAUAACACAAUUGAAGUUAAUGUAAGUGGAAAUGAUGUUCCAAAACGUAUGGGAUACUUUGAAAACUCUAGCUUAAAUAGUUUAAUAUUGAUGAACUUAAAUAACUAUAACUUUAAAACACCAACUCCAAUUCAAAAUUAUUCUAUUCCUAUAAUUUUGUCUGGUCGAGAUAUAAUAGCAAGUGCACAAACUGGUUCUGGAAAAACAGCUGCUUUUGUUUUACCUAUCUUACAAAAUUUACUUAAUAAUAAUAAAACAGAAUUAAUAUUUGACCAAGAACAUUGUGAACCACAAGUUAUAAUAUUAGCCCCUACAAGAGAACUAACCAUUCAAAUUUGUGAAUCGGUAUGGAAAUUUAGUAAAGGUACCAGUUUAAAAAAUGGUCUUCUUUAUGGUGGUACAUCUAUUAAUCACCAAAAAUUUAAAUUACUUCAGAAUGGAGUGCAUGUAUUGAUUGCCACGCCAGGACGAUUAAAUGAUUUUGUAAAAAGAGGUAUUGUUAUAUUUUCAUCUUUACAAAUUUUUGUACUUGAUGAAGCUGACCGAAUGUUAGAUAUGGGUUUUAAAACAGAUAUAGACCAGAUAUUAAACCAUACUACUAUGCCAGCAGUGAUAAAUAGACAAACACUUAUGUUUUCCGCUACAUUGUCAAGUGAUGUGCAGCAAAUGGCAAAGUCUUACUUAAAUUCAGAUUAUAUUUUUGUUGUAGUAGGUGAAAUUGGUGGAGCAUGCAAAGAUGUUGUGCAAACUAUUUUAAAAAUUGACAAAUUUGAGAAGAAGAAAAAAAUGUGUGAUUUUUUAAAAGAAAUGGAUGAUUGUCGGGGUACAAUUGUUUUUGUUGAACAAAAGAGGACAGCAGAUUUUAUUGCUGCAUAUUUAAGUGAAUCAGAUUUCCCUACUACAAGUAUUCAUGGUGAUCGAGAACAACCAGAACGCGAACAAGCAUUAAGAGAUUUCAAAACAAAUAAAAUGAAAAUUUUAGUGGCUACUGCUGUUGCUGCACGUGGAUUGGACAUAAAAGGAGUAAAUUAUGUUGUUAAUUUUGAUAUGCCAAAAACCAUUGAUGAGUAUGUUCAUCGUAUUGGCCGAACAGGAAGACUUGGAAAUGCUGGAAAGGCUAUUUCAUUUUAUGAUCCAGAAAGUGACCGAACUAUUGCUUCUGAAUUAAUACGAAUCUUAGAACGAGCUGAUCAAGAAGUUCCAUCUUGGUUAAAGGAUGAGGUUGAAAUACUAGGACAAAAAUCUUUACCUAAUGAGUUCAAUGAUAUAAGACAGGAUGUUGAAAAAAUUUCUGAAUUUAUAAAAACUGAGGAAGAAGAAUGGUAAAGUAAAUCACAUAUAAUUGCAACAUUAACUCUCUUCUAAAUUUUUAACUUGUACGUGAAUUUUUAUCUUGUUUUUAUUAUUUUAACUAUAAUACCCUAUUUUAACUAUACCAUUCUACUAUAUGUAUAUUUUAUUUUUAUAGUUUUUUAAGUAAUUAUUUGUUAAAAUUACAUUUUAAUAAGUCAAAUGGUAAAUUUAAUAAUUAAUUAAUAUCUAAAAGAAUUUAUUAAAUAAAAACAACUUAAAAACAUAACUUAAUCAAUUU